CGUGGAGGAUUCCUUCGAUAAGGGCUAGAGAUCGAGGGUUGAGGGAAUGUUUCGGAAGCGCCACAGCUGGUGGCUUCCAGGAUUUACAUGAAGUGGUUGUGUUUGUGUGGGAGCGAGGGUUUAUGAGACCAGGGUUGUCAGACCCAGCAAUGGAGUGGAAGAGGUUUUGGUAGGGUGGUAUUUUGGAUUUUAAUCAAAGCGGUACCCGUUUCGGUGGUUUCAUAACUUUCGUGUUUUCCACAGCCAUGAGAAGAUUGCAGUGUUCAAUUUGUAGGAAGGUUUUGGAUGUGCUAGCUACAGGGUUGCUUCUCGAGGGUUAGCGUGAUCUCUGCGAGAAUCUGAAAAUGUCAUGCGUGGAAUUGAGUUCUUUCGGAGCUUAAGAAGUUUCAGUAGGACUGGCUCACAUUCAUUAACGAGAAGCUAGUAAUUCUGAAGCUUAAGAAAUUUCAACAAGACUGACUCACGCUCAUCCACGAGAAUUUUGUUCUUUGGGUCGCAGGAGGUAGGGCUUUUUCCAAUGGCGAUAGGAAUAUCGAAAACGAUAGGUACUGCAAGUCACUCCCCCGCCUUGCCUCUCGCGCAGUUCUCGUUGAAUGAGAAUGCUACAAAUUCAGCUUCAGCUACAGUUUUGUCCAAAAUCUCUUCGCCAAGAGAGGUUUGCAGUAAAGCUGUAAGAGCAACAUGUAAGGGAUUAGGGUUUAUGAAGUGGAGAGAUGAAAUCGAGGGCAAUUUUGAAGGUAUGGGUAGUUCAUGGUCGAACAGGCUUGGGUUUUGCAAUUCGCCGGUCCUCGUAGCGGAAGCUUCAUUACGACCAGGUCAGUUUGCUGAACCGAGUGUCACAGCGGAAGAAAUGGAGAUUUAUGAGAAGCAGCUGACAGAGGAGGAAGGUGUUAUAGUAUAUCUCAAUUCCAUAGGAGUAGACACGGCCAGCCUCGACGAACUUGAAGUCGACCUUCCUACUUCCCUGGCAAUUGUGCGUGAGCGGGUGGAAUUUUUGCUGAAGAUUGGUCUUACUGUGGAAGACAUUAACGAUUACCCUCUUAUCCUGGGGUAUAGUGUAAGGAGAAAUCUCAUACCUGUGCUGACAUUUCUGGAAGAACUUGGUGUUACGUCGCAGUCGCUUCCAAUUCUUGUGCGCAAGUAUCCGCAAGUCCUGCACUCUAGUGUCGUAGUUGACUUGCUCCCGCACGUUGAGUACCUUGAGGGGUUGGGCAUUCGACGAGCUGAUAUGGGGAGUGUUCUCACUCGGUAUCCUAAUUUACUUGGUUUCAAGAUUGAAGGAACCAUCAGCACUUCAACUGCGUAUCUCGUAAUGCUCGGUGUAAACCCUCGCAGACUAGGUUUUGUUUUUACGCAAAUGCCUGAGAUUUUAGGUAUGCGUGUAGGGAACAAUAUCAAGAGAAAAGUAGACUUUCUCAAAAGUUUUGGGCUGACACAAUCCAGCAUAGCAAAGAUAAUUGAAACUCGACCGCAUUUCUUAGGGUUGGAUUUGACAAAUCAAAUGCGACCCGUAGUAGACAGCCUCAUAGAAGUAGGAGUGGCACAGGAUGCAAUUAGUCGAGUCAUUACGCAGUUUCCAGACAUAUUGAGUCUUGACGUUAAAGGGAAACUGGCCGAAAGGCUAACAUGGCUAACCGAGGACGUCGGAGUAAGUGCGGACGCCAUUGGAGGGAUCAUCGCCAGGCUUCCUCAAAUUCUUGCCAUCAACACUACGAAAGCCAGUGCAAGGGUCGAGUUUUUGAGACAGGCGGAAUUUUCAGCUGCAGACAUAGCGUCGAUGGUGACUAAUUGUCCGCAACUCCUGGCAGCCAGCAUUGAAAAGAGUCUCAAGCCCAAUUUGGAUUAUUUAGUGGAGAAGAUGGAAAGGGAACUUACAGAAGUAAUCGAGUUUCCAGCUUAUUUGCUGUACAACUUAGAGGAAGUCGUGCAACCACGUCAUGAGGAGAUUACGAAGAGCGGUGUAGAAUGCAGCUUGGCCUGGAUGUUGAACUGUGCCGAUGAUAUCUUCCGACAACGGUUGAGCCUAGAAUAUGCAGAACAAAGCAACCAUAACGAAGAGCCAGAUCUCCCGUAUAUUGUUACACGUCGAGCGCGGCUCAUUGAUGAAUCGGAGGCCCUAAGUCCUCUUGACAGAGAAGACGAAGAUGAGAGCAAAUCUUUCGUAGAACCAGAAGGCCUGGAAGACUCAUCAGAUGUUCCCUAUGUUGUCACUCGGAGAUUGCGUCCAGUGGAGGAACCCCUGGAUGAUGAUGAUGAUGCACAGAGCAGAUUUUUCGAAUAGUGUUUUGGUUGCCCAAUUCACUCCUCUUGCAUCCAUCACUACGUAGUAUCCCCAAUUUUGUGUUUCAACAAGUCUGGUAUGACAUUCAUUGCUUACUAACUCAUCUCUCGAUUCAGUCAUGGUAUGUGUGCGUCUAGUCAACACCCUCUUUCCCCUUGCCCCCAAACAAGCAUAUAUUCAGCAUGCCUCCGUUUCCUAACAGAUCACGACCUUUUUCAGUCGUGACGAGUUUUUCAGAAGAUAAAUUCUUCUAUCAACUGUUAGCAAAUGGACUCUGCUCACAAGCAGAUAUCACUAUCUUCAAGUUGCCCACUGUGACAUGGACAAGGCGUAUAUCUCGUGCGAGUGCUACACCCUGGUCGUCCUCGUGAUCCCCUGCCUAAGCUACGUUACAUCAUAAUGGAGGGCCUACACAAACCAGAAUGUGAGUUUUUUUUUCGUGAAGUAAAACGCGUGGUGAACAGUGAAAAGAGCCACUAUUCCGACGUUUACGUUGCAAGCAGUUCAGACACUUUCAAUGCCCGGUAUCCAGCAGAUUCCUCAAUUCCUCUUUACCUUCACACUGGUAACCAGCACCUUCAGCAGAUAUGGGCACUGAUUCCAGUUACCACUGGAUCGGAGGUCCAUGUUCUAGCAAGAAUUUAAGAUUGGUCACCAAUUUCAUGGAAGACUCCAACACCUCAUCUGUUAAUUAGGGGUGGUGAAGAGCUGGGGAAUGUCUUCUGGAUGAUAUCUUCUUAGAAAAAUGCAAGUCUAGUGGGAACUUAGAAUGAGGUAAUCUAUCAAAAGAACAAAACUAUGUGGAUGAGGAGAAAGAUAUUUUUAAUAAAACAAAUGUUUUAGGAGGGGAUGCAAA
Messenger RNA from Physcomitrium patens, 3137 nucleotides. RefSeq names its product transcription termination factor MTERF4, chloroplastic. Gene Ontology annotation, biological process: developmental process; regulation of DNA-templated transcription. Lineage: Eukaryota; Viridiplantae; Streptophyta; Bryopsida; Funariales; Funariaceae. Gene Ontology annotation, molecular function: double-stranded DNA binding. The record is from RefSeq and is a predicted model, not a curated record.